Molecule: messenger RNA, 1476 nt
Organism: Didymella exigua CBS 183.55
Lineage: Eukaryota; Fungi; Ascomycota; Dothideomycetes; Pleosporales; Didymellaceae
Exons: 3
Coding region: 172-1257 (361 amino acids)
Source: RefSeq, a predicted model, not a curated record
GCGUGGCUUCGGGGCCUGGGUGCGUACACUCACGCUUAGUCUCACGGCUCCAGUCGCUCCUGCAACUCAGUCGCGGAACCCUGUCACACGCUCAGCACCGCUGGCCCAGCUGAUUGCAUAAGUUCGGCGCAGGCCCGCCCUGUCCGCCGCCAUGCAGGCCUUUGGUGAGCCAUGUCAACGCUGCGGCUGCGCUCCGUCGCCUUUGCGGCGCAAACGCUCACGAUUCCAGUGCCCAAGAACCGCCGUCCCAAGUUCGACCUGCACCUGAGGAUUGUCGACCUCAACAACGUGCCGCUGACGUCGGGCAAGUCGUUCGUGAAAUGGCACCUGCCGCACUCGACCGCCGCCGAGCAUCGCGGCAAGACGGAGAACUGUCCGAUCAGGGAGCACAAGGUCCAGUACGACUACGGCAUCACCCUGCCCGUGCGCCUCACCGUCGACAAGAAUGGGAUGCUGCAGGAGAGCCACAUUGAGUUCGAGGUGGUGCAGGAGUACUCCAACUCGGGCCGUGGCGAGCGCAUCACCCUGGGCACUGUCCGGCUCAACCUCGCCGAGUACGUCGAGCAGAGCGAGUUCGCCGCGGCCGACGGCGACGACCCAGGCGUGACGCGGCGCUACCUCAUGCAGAACAGCAAGAUCAACAGCACCCUCAAGCUCGGGAUAUACAUGCGCCAGACCGAGGGCGACAAGAACUUUGUCGCCCCCGCCCUGAAGACGGCGCAGGUUUUCAGUGGCAUUGCGGGCAUCAUGGCCGGCGAGCAGGCCGAGCUCGAGGACAGCGGCGCGGCGCCCUCGCUGACCAGCAAGUCGAGAGAUGCGAGCGAGCUGCAGGACAUGUACAGGCGCACCCUCGCCGCGUACUGGUCCGCCCAGCCGGGCGAGCUCAAGGCAGACGAGUGCAUAGAAGACAUCUUCGCCGGCGGAGACGGCUGGGGCGAUCGCGCCAAGCCAUACUCACCACAGCGCGGCGGCAUCCGCUUCACAGCGACCGCUAUUGGCGACAGCAGCGCUUCCGUCAGCGGGGACGAGAGGCAUAUGCAGGGGAGUCGCCGGCUGUUCCGCAAGUCGCAGGAUACACUGCGCCCGGGCAGUGCGCAGGAAGCGUCGCCGAAGCAGCAUCUUCGCGGCAGAGGGAGCUUGGAACAGCAGGCGCACCAAAUGAAGGUCGAGGCCGAGAGGAACCGGCAUCGUCCGCACCACGAGGUGGACGAGUUCGAGCUGCGGCAAGACCUGUGCAGCUGGAAGCGGCCUAUCUAGACGCGAAAUUGACCACUGCGCUGUUAGCUUUACUUCGAGACCAAGAAAUUGCUAAAUCGUCAUUGAGUGCCUUGGGAAUUACCCUUCUGCAGAAAAGGCCGAUCUUCAGGAACAGAAUAUUUACAUUCUAGUUUACUGUACUGCCAGGGUGUUAUUGCCCAUCAGCCUUACUCUUCGUCGACUGAGUACAUCCAAGCUCGAGUACACCUCCCUGAAAGA